AUGCUUGCGUAUACCUUUCCUUCUUUCAAUUUCUACGUCAAUGGGUUUUUUUCCUUCCUUUUCCUUUUCCUUUUCCUUUUCCCCUCUUUACUACGUUUCUAUGUUAUUUUGUGCCGCCCCCUGCAAGUUGCAACAUAUCCCCUUAACAGAUGCCAGCAAUAUUCUAGUCUUGCUAUUUUUACCGCCUCUGGCUUUUGGCUUCUAGUCCUUGUCCCAAGAGCCAAGGGCCCGUCAACACGUCGUCAUUGCUACCGCCAGCUGGCACCCACACAUCACCGACCCUUUUUUUCCAUUUUCGGCUGGGCCGUUAGUGGGAUCCGCCCGCUCCCGGAGAUUUUCACUUGGAUUUGCGCGUCCCCUUUUUUUCUUCAUUCUCUGACUCCCCCUACCUUCUCCCACUUUUCUGUGUAUCAAGAGGAAAAGAAGGAGAAAAGGAGAACUCCGAAAAAUACCGAACAAGAGGGUAACAGAAUGUGCAUUUGGAUGAGCGGGUAA
Saccharomyces cerevisiae S288C is the source of this 495-nucleotide messenger RNA. RefSeq lists its product as uncharacterized. Gene Ontology annotation, cellular component: membrane. Bases 1 to 495 code for a protein of 164 amino acids. The record is from RefSeq and is marked reviewed. Lineage: Eukaryota; Fungi; Ascomycota; Saccharomycetes; Saccharomycetales; Saccharomycetaceae. The transcript has a single exon.